GUGAUACAGCAUGGCCCGUACUAAGCAGACUGCCCGCAAGUCGACCGGCGGCAAGGCCCCGAGGAAGCAGCUGGCCACCAAAGCUGCCCGCAAGAGCGCGCCGGCCACGGGCGGGGUGAAGAAGCCGCACCGCUACCGGCCCGGCACCGUGGCCCUGCGGGAGAUCCGGCGCUACCAGAAGUCUACGGAGUUGCUGAUUCGCAAGCUGCCCUUCCAGCGGCUGGUACGCGAGAUCGCGCAGGACUUUAAGACGGACCUGCGCUUCCAGAGUUCUGCCGUGAUGGCGCUGCAGGAGGCCAGCGAGGCCUACCUGGUGGGGCUGUUUGAAGACACGAACCUAUGCGCCAUCCAUGCCAAGCGCGUGACCAUCAUGCCCAAGGACAUCCAGUUGGCCCGCCGCAUCCGCGGGGAGCGGGCCUAAGGCAUAUUUUUAAGUGGUCGAUCUAAAGGCUCUUUUCAGAGCCACUGCCGUUUUCAUCAAGAGCAGCUGUACCGGCUCUCCAUCUGGCGUGCCUCUGCCUUGCGCACCGGUCAGGGGCCAGGGGCACUCGUAGUGGUGGGUGACGUUACAGAGUCCAAAACCUAGCCGCGAGUUGGCUGGCGGUAGAAAAAGCCACAGAGGGCAUGGUCCUUGUGGUUCCGGCCGAGCCUUCCUUUUCAUGCUGGUUUAAGGCCAGAGCUCUGGCUCCCAAUUCUGUGGGUAAAGUUUUGCAUGGCGGCAAGAGACAAUGGGAGUUUCGAGAUGUGGAAGAUUGUGAGUGUAAGGGUGGGGCGAGUCCCUUAAAAAUUAUAAACCCGUUUCCUGGUUUAUUUAAGAAGUGUAUACGUUUAAUUAAAGCUCAGCAUCUUCCUCAUUGCAUACUACAGGCGGUGCCCAAGCCGAAAUAGUAAUUUAAGUGGGCGGGAGUAAAUACCUGGCGAUUUUUAAAAAUGUGUGGGCUGAGGUAUUAUUUCAAGGAAGAGAACAAAAUUUCCACAAAGUAUAGAAUAAAAAUGCAAAAACAAGGGAAGAGUUAACUUGUCUAGCUGGCGUUAAGAUUUCUUCCGUAUGCAAGUCUGUGAUGG
Messenger RNA from Rhinopithecus roxellana (golden snub-nosed monkey), 1065 nucleotides. Its product is annotated as histone H3. NCBI's taxonomy places the organism in Eukaryota, Metazoa, Chordata, Mammalia, Primates, Cercopithecidae. Gene Ontology annotation, cellular component: nucleosome. The record is from RefSeq and is a predicted model, not a curated record. Gene Ontology annotation, molecular function: DNA binding; protein heterodimerization activity; structural constituent of chromatin. The coding region runs from base 11 to 421 and encodes 136 amino acids. The transcript has a single exon.